Molecule: messenger RNA, 2506 nt
Organism: Colias croceus (clouded yellow)
Lineage: Eukaryota; Metazoa; Arthropoda; Insecta; Lepidoptera; Pieridae
Exons: 12
Coding region: 127-2487 (786 amino acids)
Source: RefSeq, a predicted model, not a curated record
ACCCAACGCCCUACUUACUCAUUGAAUUUAUCUUAUCUAAACGAAUCUGUAGUAACACACGCCGCGAUAAUACAGCGCUAUGUAUUUUAAGCAGCUAAUGUGAUUAUAAAACAAUAAUUGUGAACUAUGAAAAUUCUGUUUUUAUUAAUUAUUAUAUUAUGCAAUGCUUUUGGAGAAUUAUUGCCUAGUAUUCCUACACAUUUACUGGAAUGUUACCGAAAUGGGGGACCCAGUUUGGGCGCACCAAAGCGCCUAGAUGUAUUCCUAUCUUUAGUCAGGCGAUUGGAACUCAAAGCAAAUCUAGAUUUGAGGUUGUUUAGCACAGCUUUAUUGCGAAGUUUGCGGCUUGAUGGAGUGGAAAAAGCCGCCAAUGUAGUUGAAACAGAGUUCGUCCUGCCAUACAGAGCUUCAGCUUUCCAAUUUCACAAAUAUAAAUUGCUAAUGGAUAUAUUUUUACCGAGCCAAGAUCUGAUUGAUGCGGAUGAAUUCUUCUCUACUGAAGAAAAAUGUUUACUUCACAAGAUUAUAAGUUCUACAGUGCGACCCUGGGAAAGAGGGGAUGAAAAUAUAGUGUGCCCGUUGUCCAUACAGCAAAGACAAAAUAUUGUUUCGUCAAAUAGCAGGAUCAAUAGCAGAUGUCCCAUUGAAGAUGGUGUGAUUCAAUCAGCAUGGGGUCCUAUAUCUCCUGGAACACUCAUAGCAGCCAUCGCGUCGUCAUUAGAAGCUCAAAGAAUAUUAGUCACUGAUAUAUUACAAGCAAAUUUAUUCAAAGCAGAAAUCCCACCAACUUUACUUAACAUGGCUUUGAAAGAAUGGGAUUUAAAAUUGGAAAGAUUAAAUGAUAUCGAGGACCCAAGUGGUAAUGCCGCUACUGAUAUAAGCAAUAUAUGGGCUGCGACAUUAGCAGGGGAUUUAGCGGAAGUAGCAUUGAAUCAAGGGUCGAGAGUAGGUGCAGCACCCCAAAGGUUGAUAGUUGGCACAAAUAAUAGAUGGAAUGAUACAUUAUUACCGCGAGAUUUUUAUCUGUUUAUGCAAAAUAGUUCAUCAACUGAUUGGCAUAUGACGGACGCUGAAAUUUUGGCGGGAAUUGAUGGUUUAAUCUUGGCCAAUUACGUACCAUCAUGGAUCGAACAACGUAGAACGUUGCGAUUAUCGCAAAUUAUUGAGAUGUAUUAUUCAAACGAAGGCGUAUCGUUUGAACCCAAAGUGCGGGCGUGUAACAGACAAGCCUUGUUCUCAGAUAUAGUGAACAGAGAACAAUUGUUCAAGGAAACUUCUAGAUUGGCACAUAUAUUGUCGUUACGGCAAAUCACAGUGUACAUACCGGUCGAUGAAAUGAAUAGAAUCACUGACGCGGCAGUCACUGCGUUCAUGGAUUAUGUUCCAUCACUAUUACGGCAGUACCACGUAGAAUGUUCAGCCAGUCAAAAUAUACCCGCCAUGGACUUAAUUAUAGCUACCGACAGCUCGUGGAGAGGAUAUCAAGUAGAACAAUUUUUGUCGUGGAUCGGUGGCGCACUUGAAAUCAAUAUGCAAAAGAGUACAAUAGCCUUACUUCACGGAAACACGGGCGCAUGGAUCGUACCAAAAAGUCAAAACCUGACCAGCGCUUUUACUACUUUAUCCAACUAUACCCAAGAAUGGCCCAAUCGUCUAAACCUCCCGAAUGUCAUAUCAGCUGUAAUACAACACAUACGGAAUGAGACGCUCGAAGAUAUUGAAUACAUGAGAAGUGCGGGCCCGAGUACGGUGGUUCUGAUAGUCAGUCCAACAGAUCAGUUGUCUUCGAAUGAACUGAAUAGAUGCAGAAUGCUCAUGAACUCGUUACGUACCAGUUUCUUUGACGUAUACUUCGCCUACGCAGCGCAAGAUACGUCAGACUUCAAAUACAUCAACAACGAAUAUAUGGAUUAUUCGGAACUAUUUUUAACGGUUUCAUCACCAUCAAUAACAGAUGUAACUACCUCAGUGGCUACGCAUUUGGUGAAAAACAUAAUACCAUCGCGUAUAUCGGGUCCUCAAUGUUCGUUCAAUAGCACGAACUAUGUGCAAGUGCCGUAUGAGGACUACGUGCUGCCGGGCAGAGAGCAGGCGUAUCGCAUCCAUCCUUUUUAUUUGAGACAACAAGCUAUUAUUAAUGUACAGUUUCGCAACGAUGGCCACGGCAGGAUCUUGGUGUGUAUGUGGCGUGGGGCAGAGUCGUCUCAUUCCUGCCAUUCGAUAAACGAACGAGAAAUGUUCACGUUCAAUUUGACGAAGCCUUGCCCUUCGCCGAAUUUUUGCACUCCGGCCCGAUUUCUUGUUACCGCGCAAACAACUUUGAACUUGUGUGCACAUAACGAUUGCCGCCUGCCGCAUCAAGUGGGUUACUAUAUACAACAUUCUGGUUUGCGCUGCCUGCCGCUCAUGGGAUCAUCGGUCAGUACGGCGCCGAUUUCGAAAGUCUUCUGGCUUUCUCUCUUGAUCUCAUUAUUGUAUUAUUUGUAAUAAAAUUAUUUUUGGAUAA